Messenger RNA from Talaromyces proteolyticus, 1530 nucleotides. RefSeq names its product putative DUF300 domain protein. Gene Ontology annotation, biological process: transport. Gene Ontology annotation, molecular function: transporter activity. The coding region runs from base 1 to 1530 and encodes 509 amino acids. Lineage: Eukaryota; Fungi; Ascomycota; Eurotiomycetes; Eurotiales; Trichocomaceae. The record is from RefSeq and is a predicted model, not a curated record. The transcript is spliced from 6 exons.
AUGCUUUUUCUUGAACGGCGACUAUCGAUAUCCAAUAUAUCAUGGACAACAUGCAACACGACCCUGGAAGAUGACAUGAUAUCGGAGAUCCCACUGUGGAAUAAUGGGAUGACCUUCCAUCACUUGGGCUUGAUCCUCUGUGGUGCCUUUGGCCUCGUCGCAACAUGUUGCUCCGUAUUUCUUAUGUUCGCCCAUGCUUUGCAUUACAGCAAGCCCCGGGAACAACGCCAUAUCAUUCGAAUUUUGUUCAUGGUUCCGGUCUAUUCUGUUGUCUCGUUCUUGUGCUUUUUGUACUAUCGCAAAUCCGUAUACUUCACAGUUCUCGGAACAUGCUACGAAGCUUUUGCCAUCUCCGCCUUUUUCACGUUGCUGUGCCAUUACCUCGCUCCCGAUUUACACAGUCAAAAGGAUUACUUCCGUGGAAUCCGACCGUUGCCUUGGGUCUGGCCACUCAACUGGUUCGCUAAAUGCUGCGGAGGGGAUCGUGGGUGCUGGAGAACGCCGCGAAGCGGUCUGACGUGGUUCAAUGUGAUUUGGAUUGGGAUUUUCCAGUACUGCUUCAUCCGCGUCUCUAUGACUGUGGUGGCCGUGGUCACCGAGGCAUUUGGCAAAUACUGCGAAGCUUCUCUGAGCCCUGCAUUUUCACAUGUUUGGACUUUAGUUAUUGAGUCCAUCGCCGUCUCUAUUGCCAUGUAUUGCUUGAUUCAGUUUUAUAUCCAGAUUCGCACUGAUGUGGCCCAAUACUCACCAUUUUUGAAAAUUCUUGCGAUCAAGCUUGUCAUCUUCCUGUCUUUUUGGCAGACCACUGUUAUUUCCUUCCUGACCUCUUCUGGGGCUAUGAAACCCGGCGAAAAGGUGGGAAAUCAAGAUAUCAAAAUCGGCAUUCCGAAUCUGCUUAUCUGUAUCGAAAUGUCUAUCUUUUCGAUUCUACAUUUCUGGGCGUUUGCAUGGCAGCCUUAUCGAUUGAAAACCCAGCAGUCUUCCGAUAAUCCUCAAUACGUCAACGGGAGAGUCGAUUAUCAUGGCGGACAUUUGGGCAUCAGAGCGUUUGCCGAGGCAUUCAACCCAUGGGAUUUGGUGAAAGCCGUUGGACGGGGCUUCCGCUGGCUUUUCGUUGGCUACAAGAAGCGUACACUGGACUCCAGUUACAGGGACCAGGAAGGAACAUCAUUUUCACUCAAAACUUCAAGCGGGCCUAUUCCACAAACAAGUAUGCCAGGUCCUAAUGUUACAGCUUAUGGAGGUGCACAGCCUGGGGAUAUCCAACUUCCAGGUGCUCGUUAUGGACCGUCUGGAGAAGAAGGCGAGGAACUGCUAUCGCAUGCUCAGUCUAACCCAACCUCAUACUAUCCAGCACAUAGCGACGUUGGAGUGGUGCAUGGCUACUAUGAUGAAGAGUCUCAUUCCGGGCGAUACUACGGCCAACAAUAUAACGACACGCAAUCAUCGACCGACCUAUCAGCAGCUGAACCCCGACCAAUCUCCCCUCCUCAGCACUACAAGCCGUACAAUCCAUCACACGGCCCUUAG